GGAAUUCAGGAAAGUACGACGGCUGGUGGCGGAAAUACGAGCAUGGAUACAUCCUCCGAUGAUGAGUCCACUUAUAUUCUUCCUGAAUUGGUCACCUAUUCACGUUUCGAAAAAAGAUUGGGUGCGAGUAACAGGAUUCCGUUACUUACAACGCCUUCAGUACCAGCAUCUGUUGUGCUUCCAAAUGGUGACACUGAUCUUCGUCGCAUGAACAUGGCUCCAUCUCCUGCGUUCACCAGUCCGGCCAGUUCGGCAAGCCAACAGCCCCAAACUUUUCGCGGUUCUUUGCUGCCCAAAUCUGAACCUCAGUAA
Gongylonema pulchrum is the source of this 312-nucleotide messenger RNA. NCBI's taxonomy places the organism in Eukaryota, Metazoa, Nematoda, Chromadorea, Rhabditida, Gongylonematidae. The record is from the annotation of a GenBank genome assembly.